Molecule: messenger RNA, 1260 nt
Organism: Encephalitozoon hellem ATCC 50504
Lineage: Eukaryota; Fungi; Microsporidia; Unikaryonidae
Product: DNA helicase
Exons: 1
Coding region: 1-1260 (419 amino acids)
Biological process (GO): chromatin remodeling; box C/D snoRNP assembly; regulation of transcription by RNA polymerase II
Cellular component (GO): Swr1 complex; R2TP complex; NuA4 histone acetyltransferase complex
Molecular function (GO): ATP binding; ATP hydrolysis activity; DNA helicase activity
Source: RefSeq, a predicted model, not a curated record
AUGCAAGUCCGGGACGUUGAGACUGUGAGCAGGAUUGGCCUUCACUCGCAUGUUUGUGGCCUUGGGCUCAACGGGGAGGAGAUUGAGUACGAUAAGGAUGGGCUUGUUGGGCAGAUGAAGGCCAGGAAAGCCAUGAUGCUUAUAAAGAAGAUGGUAGAGAGCAACAAAGGAGGAAAGAUUGUUCUUAUCAAGGGCGAGCGCGGGAGUGGAAAGACUGCAUUGGCCAUAGGGCUAUCCAAGAGCCUGGGAGGAGUGCACUUCAACUCCAUUAGCGGGACUGAGAUCUACAGCCUGGAGAUGAGCAAGUCUGAGGCGAUUACCCAAGCUCUUCGGAAGUCUGUUGGGCUUCGGAUCAAGGAGUCUGUGAAGGUGAUUGAGGGAGAGGUUGUGAGCCUGAACGGGAGAAGAAUUGUUCUCAAGACUGUUGACAUGGAGUCGUCGUUUGACAUAGGGGAAAAGAUGAGAAAUGAGCUUGACAGGGAGAAGGUAAGCAGUGGAGACAUCAUAAGAAUAGUCAAAGAAAGAGGCAAGGUGUACAAGAUUGGAACAAGCAUGGUGAAGAAGACCGAGGUUGUGGGGACUGACACACGGUUUGUCCCCUGCCCCGAGGGAGAGCUGAUAAAGAUUGUGGAGGAGGUUCAAGAGAUAUCUCUCCAUGACAUCGAUGUUGUUAAUAACAAAGCUGAGGGAUAUCUUGCGCUUUUCAGCGGGGAGACGGGGGAGAUAAGAGCAGAGACAAGGGAUGAGGUGAACAAGAAGAUAUGGAACUGGAUUAAUGAGGGAAAGGCAGAGGUGGUUCGCGGUGUGCUAUUUAUUGACGAGGUUCACAUGCUGGACAUCGAGAGCUUUGCAUUUUUGAACAAGGCGAUUGAGGAGGACUUCUGCCCUGUGAUUCUUAUUUCGACCAAUAAGAAGGAAUGUGUUGUGAGAGGAACAGAUGAAACAGGCCUUUAUGGAAUGCCGAGGGACUUUAUUGACCGUACUCUUAUCAUCUCUAUGGAAAAGUACUGUAGAGAAGACCUUGAGGCUAUAAUCAAGCACAGAAUACUUGAGGAGGACAUUCUUAUUGAUUCCGAGGCCAUGGAUAGGCUUGUAUCAAUCUCCGAGACGUCCGGGUUGAGAUACUCCAUGAACCUGCUGACGAUAUCUAGUCUGAGGGCAAGCAGGAGAGGCGGAAAGGUCACCAUUGAGGAUAUCCAAAGGGUCUUUGAGCUAUUUCUUGAUGAGGCCCGUGGAGUCGAAAAUCUUGAGGUUGAAUAA